CUAUAAUGUUUGGGGUAAAACGGUUUUAUCAGUUUCUUUAAGGGAAAUAAUUUAUUUUAAGAACGGAUAAUAAAACAUUAGAAUUAAUACUAGGUCCAAGAAAAGGGAUUCCAUUAACCGCCGAUAAUCGGUUUUAAAGAUGGGCGUACUAUUUAUCCGGGUUUAGAUAUCAAAUAGAACACGUAAAAUCAGAAGCUAAUGCAAACUGCGAUGCAUUAUCAAGACUUCCGAUAGAUGACGAUACUGAGAUGAUAGGGUCAGAUUUUUCGCAUGUGAAUUUUUUCGAAGAGGGAGUGGCCGCGUUCGAUUAUAAAAUAUUAUUGGAAGAAAGUAAAAAAGAUGAAUUGAUUGCUACAGCAAUCAAGCGAGUUUUAGGAAAUUGGCCUAAGAACUCAAAAGAAAUGUCGAACGAUGAAAAAAGUAUUUAUAACAAAAGAUUAGAAUUAACAACGGAAAAGGGUUGUUUAUUUUGGGGAUUAAGAGCAGUAAUUCCAGAAAAUUUAAGAGAUAUUAUAUUAAAAGAACUACAUGCUACACACCUAGGCAUUGUAAAAAUCAAAAUGUUUGCACACUCAUAUGUAUGGUGGCCUAAUAUUGAUCGUGAUAUAGAAAAGUUAGUAAAAGAUUGUAAAAUUUGUUUAACAGAAUUAAAGAAACCACCAUUUACGCCUUUAACUACAUGGCCUUGGCCAGAUAAAGCAUGGAGCCGCAUUCAUUGUGAUUGCGCAGGUCCAUUUUAUGGAAAUAUGUAUUUAAUUAUAAUAGAAGCUCAUAGCAAAUGGCCGCAAAUGAUAAAUUUUAAAAGUAAUACAAAAGCAUACAGACUGUGCGAAGAGUUUAGAGUAUUAUUUUCACGACAUGGACUUCCUCUGCAUUGUGUAACAGACGGAGGUCCACAAUUUAGAAGCGCUGAAUUUCAAAAUUUUUUGUUAAAUAAUGGGGUAAAGCACAGCUUCUCACCGCCGUAUCAUCCUGCUACGAACGGUGCAGCAGAAAAUUUUGUACAAACUUUUAAAGAUAAAGUUUCUAAAAUUGUUAAAGCGGGAAAAACGCUGGAAACAGCUAUAAACAUGUUUUUAUUUGACUAUCGUAGCAUCGAACAUUGUACGACCAAAAGAACUCCGGCGUAUUUAAUGUAUAAAAGGGAGAUUAGAACUAGGUUCGACUUGCUCAAACCAAGCGUUACAGAAACAGUUGCGCAAAAACAGCGUGAUCAAAUAAUAGCAGGACCGGGAAAGCGCAAGGUAGAGUUCUCACCGGGAGAACAAAUCAUGGUAGACGAUUUCAGUGUAAGAUCGGAAAAUAGAAUGAGUGGAACUGUUGCAAAACAAGUCUCACCAUCGACUUACGUUGUAUCUAAUGAUAAAGGUAACCUAGUUAAACGCCACGUAGAUCAAAUGAUAAAAUGUAAUAAUCCUGAUGUAAAAUUGCGACGCUCUCCACGUUUUCAGGGAGAGUCAAGUUUAAAAAGAGCGGAGAGUUGUAAUGUAUGAAGAAACGCCUGCGUCAGCGUUUAUGCGAAGCGAGCCUCGGCGCACUCGCCAACACUGCACAUUCAGCAGUUGCUAUGCAGACGCGCACGAAUAUGUAUCAUGAGUAACACCAAUU
This is a messenger RNA of Cephus cinctus (wheat stem sawfly), 1608 nucleotides long. RefSeq lists its product as uncharacterized. Gene Ontology annotation, biological process: DNA integration. The transcript has 2 exons. Bases 249 to 1493 code for a protein of 414 amino acids. NCBI's taxonomy places the organism in Eukaryota, Metazoa, Arthropoda, Insecta, Hymenoptera, Cephidae. The record is from RefSeq and is a predicted model, not a curated record. Gene Ontology annotation, molecular function: nucleic acid binding.